This is a messenger RNA of Carya illinoinensis, 868 nucleotides long. Its product is annotated as protein TRACHEARY ELEMENT DIFFERENTIATION-RELATED 7A-like. Bases 160 to 738 code for a protein of 192 amino acids. The transcript is spliced from 2 exons. The record is from RefSeq and is a predicted model, not a curated record. Lineage: Eukaryota; Viridiplantae; Streptophyta; Magnoliopsida; Fagales; Juglandaceae.
ACACAUAUACGUCUAAAAGCAACCUGCCUACUGCCCUGACCUCUUUUGGUUUUGUAACUAUAAAGUCCCAGAGGGCGUUAGCCCAACAAGUUUCAGUCACAAGGACACAAUAUCAGAAUUUGGCAUUUUCUUCCCAAACUUGAGCCAUUUAGAAUUCAGAUGGGUGAGUUUCAUCGCAACCUUUCGGCUUCAAUGAGAAAGCAAUGGUUUCCUUGGCUCUUGAAUGUAGGGAUGAUCAUGGGGUUAUUCAUGUUUGCCAAUGUAACGUGUGAUCAGGAUCAUGAAAUUGGGGAUCCUCCAACUGGCGCACCAUGUAUCAGUGAAUGUGCAACAUGUCCUGUCAUAUGUUCACCACCAUCUCCGCAGCUACAGUCACAUCCACCACCAGCAUCUUCAGUGCACCACUCACUGCCACCACCAAAGCCAACACCAUCAUCACCAGAUCAUUCACGACCACGGCCACCAACAUCCACACCACUACCAUCUCCACCAGCAGCAUUGCCGCCAAAGGCUUCUUCAAAUUCUUUAGGGGGAUCGCCUUCACCUCCUUUUAUUUACUUCAACAAUAUGCCUCCUUCAGAUCCCGGACAUGUACCACCCAUGGUUGGAGCAUACGGUUACUCCUAUCCUUACUACUAUUACGCCUCCAUGGCUUCGACCUCUCUUUCAGUACUCGAUGCUUCCUUCUUCUUAAUCAUGCUUCUUGUCUUCCAUUUCGUGAUUUCUUGCUGUAUGUGAAACCGACGGCCAGGAUCAUGUAAAAACGUACAUACCACGUCACGUCGGUGGGACCCUUUGUCGUCAACGCUGACAUGGCCAUAAUUGGCCCUUUGAACUCACGCCUCAUCCCACACGGGAUCCAGAUCCG